Messenger RNA from Limanda limanda (common dab), 1805 nucleotides. It is a transcript of the gene poglut2, whose product is annotated as protein O-glucosyltransferase 2. Lineage: Eukaryota; Metazoa; Chordata; Actinopteri; Pleuronectiformes; Pleuronectidae. Gene Ontology annotation, cellular component: endomembrane system. The record is from RefSeq and is a predicted model, not a curated record. The transcript has 10 exons. Gene Ontology annotation, molecular function: protein binding; glucosyltransferase activity. The coding region runs from base 144 to 1658 and encodes 504 amino acids.
CUCAACAUCUGGACGAGUUAAAGAUGGCGAGUCGUUGUAUCAGAGCACAGUGAGAAGAGGAGCUCCUCCUGCUCCUCCUUCUCCUCCUCUUCCUCCUCCUCCUCUCAGCGGCUCACACAGAGAGCCUCUCCCCGGGCUCGGUGAUGUGUCCCAGGCUGUGUUCGUGGCUGCUGCUGCUGUCCUGCUGCUGCCGGGACGUGUCCUCGCAGGAAGUCCCCGGGGCCUCGGUCCUCAGUGCCGGGGACACUCUGGUGUGGGGACCGGGGCUGGAGGCCGACGUGGUUCUCCCGGCGCGGUUCUUCUACAUCCAGGCGGCGGACGGCUCCGGGAGGAAUUUCACAGCAUCCCCCGGUGAGAAUACCUUCGAGGUGAAGAUUGUGUCUCCGGUGGAGCAGUUCACCAGGAUUUGGAUCCAGGUCCUGGAUCGUCAUGAUGGGUCAUUCCUGGUCCGAUACAGAAUGUAUGCCACCUACACGGACCUUCACAUCCACGUUAUGCUCAAGAACAAGCAUGUUGCCAAGUCGCCGUUCAUUCUCAAAGGUCCAGUCUACCACGAGGGCUGUGACUGUCCCCAGCCCAGUGGUUCUGAAUGGGAGGCACACAUGCACUGUCCUCAGUCCUUCCCCCAGAUAGACAAGGACCUGUCUUUUUACCAGAGUGUUGACCCUGAUCGUAACGCUGAGGAGAUCCCGCUGCGCUUUGGACAGCGGCAAAGCCUCUGCCAUUAUACCAUCAAAGACAACCAGGUUUACGUGAAAACUUUUGGAGAACAUGUGGGUUUUAGGAUCUUUAUGGACUCUAUCCUCCUGUCACUCACCAGGAAGGUGCAGCUUCCUGACAUUGAGUUCUUUGUGAACCUGGGUGACUGGCCCCUGGAGAAGAGGAAACCAAGUGACAGGAUUCAUCCCAUCUUUUCUUGGUGCGGCUCCAACAAUACUCGAGAUAUCGUCAUGCCCACUUAUGACCUGACUGAGUCUGUCCUGGAGACCAUGGGCAGAGUAAGUCUGGACAUGAUGUCAGUUCAGGCCAACUCGGGGCCGCCGUGGUCAGAGAAGAACGCCACGGCCUUCUGGAGAGGGAGGGACAGUCGUCAGGAGCGGCUGGAGCUGGUCAAGCUAUCGAGGGCUCAUCCUCACAUGAUAGACGCAGCUUUCACCAACUUCUUCUUCUUCAAGCACGACGAGAGCCUCUACGGGCCGCUGGUCAAACACGUCUCGUUCUUUGACUUUUUCAAGUACAAGUACCAAAUAAACAUUGACGGCACGGUGGCGGCGUAUCGGCUGCCGUACCUGUUGUCAGGAGACAGUGUGGUCUUAAAGCAGGACUCGGGCUACUACGAGCACUUCUACAAUGAGCUGCGACCAUGGGAGCACUUCAUCCCAAUAAGGGCGGACCUGGAAGAUGUGCUGGAAAAGAUCCAAUGGGCCCGUGACCAUGAUGAAGAGGCAAAGAAAAUUGCACUGGCGGGUCAACAGUUUGCCCGCAAUCAUCUCAUGGGAGACAGUAUACUUUGUUACUACUUCAAACUUUUCCAGGCAUAUGCCAAACUCCAGGUGACGGAGCCGGCGGUUCGUGAGGACAUGGAGCUCGUAAAGCAGCCGACUGACGACCUGUUCACGUGUUCCUGCCACAGGACGACGGCAAAAGAUGAACUCUGAUGGACCCGUCACUCACUUACAGAGAAGUCCUUCAUAUCUGAUAAAGUGCCAAAUAAUUUGUACAAAUGUGGAUUAAUUGUUUGACUGUGUGAUAUUAACUAAUAUCACCUUAGGUCAUAUUUUUUAAAUAAAUGUAUUUCUUUUUUA